Leptonychotes weddellii (Weddell seal) is the source of this 1665-nucleotide messenger RNA. Its product is annotated as solute carrier family 22 member 20-like. Gene Ontology annotation, molecular function: transmembrane transporter activity. Gene Ontology annotation, biological process: transmembrane transport. The record is from RefSeq and is a predicted model, not a curated record. Gene Ontology annotation, cellular component: membrane. Lineage: Eukaryota; Metazoa; Chordata; Mammalia; Carnivora; Phocidae.
AUGGCCUUCACGGACCUGCUGGACAGCCUAGGUGGCGUGGGCCGCUUCCAGCUCGUCUGCACGGCCCUGCUGCUGCUGCCCUGUACCCUGCUGGCCUGUCACAACUUCCUGCAGAACCUCACGGCCGCUGUGCCCGGCCACCACUGCCGGGGCCCCGUCAACCACACCGUGGCCGCCACCAACCGCUUGGGGGGCUGGCUGAGGGCUACCGUACCCCUGGACCAGCUCGGGGCCCCCGAGCCAUGCCGGCGCUUCACGGAGCCUCAGUGGGCCCUCCUGAGCCCCAACACGUCUGUCCACGGAGCGGCCACGGAGGGCUGCAAGGACGGCUGGGUCUAUGACCGCAGCGUUUUCCUGUCCAUCAUCGUGAUGGAGUGGGAUCUGGUGUGUGAGGCCCGCCCCCUCUGCGACCUAGCUCAGUCCAUCUACGUGGCCGGGGUGCUGGUGGGCGCCGCCGUGUUCGGCAGCCUCGCGGACAGGUUGGGCCGCAAGGGCCCUCUGGUCUGGUCGUACCUGCAGUUGGCGGUUUCGGGGGCGGCCACAGCCUACUUUGGCUCCUUCAGUGCCUACUGCGUCUUCCGGUUCCUGAUGGGCAUGACCUUCUCCGGCAUCAUCCUCAACUCCCUCUCCCUGGUCGUGGAGUGGAUGCCCACCCGGGGCCGGACCGUGGCGGGGGUCUUGCUGGGGUACUCCUUCACCCUGGGUCAGCUCAUCCUGGCCGGAGUGGCAUACCUGAUCCGCCCCUGGCGGUGGUUGCAGUUUGCUAUCUCUGUUCCUUUCCUCAUCUUCUUCCUCUAUUCUUGGUGGCUGCCAGAGUCAUCCCGGUGGCUCCUCCUCCAUGGCAAGUCGCACCUAGCUGUGGAGAACCUGCGGAAGGUGGCCGUUAUGAAUGGGAGAACAGAGGAAGGGGAGAGGCUGACCACAGAGGUGGUGAGCUCCUACAUCCAGAGUGAUGCAAAUGUGCACACCUCCAACUUCAUCUUCGACCUUUUCCGAACCCCGGCCAUCCGAAAGGUCACGUGCUGUCUCAUGGUGGUCUGGUUCUCCAACUCCAUGGCUUACUAAGGGCUGGCCAUGGACCUGCAGAAGUUUGGACUCAGUGAAUACCUGGUGCAGAUCCUGUUCGGAGCCAUAGACAUCCCGGCCAUGCUAGUGGCCACCACCACCAUGAUAUAUGUGGGCCGCCGGGCCACCGUGGCCUCCUUCCUCAUUCUGGCUGGGCUCAUGGUGAUCGUGAACAUGUUUGUGCCGGAAGAUAUGCAGACCCUGCGCACGGCCCAGGCAGCACUAGGCAAAGGCUGCUUGGCCAGCUCCUUCAUCUGUGUGUACCUGUUCACCGGAGAGCUGUACCCCACAGAGAUCAGGCAGAUGGGGAUGGGCUUUGCCUCGGUCAAUGCCCGCUUUGGGGGUCUGGUUGCGCCCCUGGUCACCACACUCGGGGAGUUCAGCGCCAUCCUGCCCCCCAUGGGCUUUGGGGCCACUUUGAUCCUGGCUGGGCUGGCUGUCUGCUUCCUGGCUGAGACCCGCAACGCGCCCCUGGUGGAGACCAUCGAGGCCAUGGAGAGGAGAGUCAAAGGAGGUCUUUCCAAGAAGGAUGCGCAAGAGAAGAGGGAAGAAGUUUCUCUCCAGCAGCUGGGCGCUUCUCCCCUCAAAGAAAUCAUCUAA